Scomber japonicus (chub mackerel) is the source of this 3253-nucleotide messenger RNA. It is a transcript of the gene ubxn6, whose product is annotated as UBX domain protein 6. Bases 68 to 1387 code for a protein of 439 amino acids. Gene Ontology annotation, cellular component: cytoplasm. The transcript has 11 exons. Lineage: Eukaryota; Metazoa; Chordata; Actinopteri; Scombriformes; Scombridae. The record is from RefSeq and is a predicted model, not a curated record. Gene Ontology annotation, molecular function: protein binding.
UGCUGAAGUUAGCCCAGUGCUCUUCACCUAAUUUGUGUUUCUGCGUCCCCACACACAGCUAAAGGAAAUGAAGAAGUUUUUCGAUGACAUUAAGAAGGAUAUCAAGUUUAAAUCAGCCGGACCUGGGAAGAAACUAACAGAAGAGGGCAGUAGCAAGUCCCAGGUGGUGCAGAGCAGCUCCAGUGCCAAGCAGCACCGCCAUGCUCCCAGUGCAGGAGCCCAGAUGGCAGGAGCCGCAGCUCUGGCCAGGAUUGAACAGCACCCACGGCCGAAGGUCCACACCUCUCAGGACGCCAUCAGGAGCCAGGUUAAAAGAGAGCUGGAGGCUGAGGCAGCCGCACUGGCUGAAAAAGACAAGGCAGCUGGAGCUGAGGGAUCCAAAGUGCCAGUGAAAGAUCCCACCUGUCUCUCAGUGUCAGGUGUGUAUUUCACCUGUCCACUAACUGGAGCCAUUUUAACUAAGAGUGAGAGGGAAGUACACAUUAAAGAGGCCAUUUUAAUGCGCUUCGAGGAGGAUGAGAUUGAGGCCUCUGUUAUGAUGAUGCACACGUUUAACAAGGACAGAGAGAAAGUGAAGACUGCUGUGGACAUCAUAAGCAAAUACAUUGAAAAUAUAUGUAAGAAUCCCACAGAAGAGAAAUACAGGAAGAUAAAACUCAGCAACAAAGUAUUUCAGGAUAAAGUGCGUUGUGUGGAGGGCAGCAGAGAGUUCCUGCAGGCUCUAGGAUUUACAAGCAUUAUGCUUCCUGUAGAAGGUCAAGAGGAGGAAGAGGAGUUCCUGGUGUUGACAGAGCACAGUCCCGAUGCCCUGGAGUUGAUGAAGGAGAGGAGGGAUCGUCUUGUGAGAGGAGAGCCAGUCAGAGCUCAGCUGAACAGAGAAGCUCAAGCGUUCAGAGCCUCUCCCAACGCCAUGCGCUUUGACCUGCCACCAGAAUUCUACAAUCUGACGGCAGAGGAGCUCAAGAAGGAGCAACAGCAGAGGAGUGAUUUGAUAGAGAAGAACGCCAUGCUGCGCACUAAAGCCAUGAGGGAGAAAGAGGAGCAGAGGGAGAGAAGGAAAUAUAACUAUACCCUACUCAGGAUCAGACUGCCUGAUGGGAACUUGCUACAAGGGACUUUUUAUGCCUGGGACCGGCUUCCUGUGCUGUUCAGCUUUGUUCGGGAGUCGUUGGUGGACGGCUGGCAGCCGUUUGAGCUCAUCGCUCCUGGAGGUCAAAAACUACAAGAGUCUGAAGAAGUCGCUCUCGCAGAGUGUAACUUGGUUCCAGCAGCUCUGCUCUCAUUUGCCUGGGAUGCAGCUGUGCAGGCAGAUAUUGCAGCAGCAGGCGGAAAGAGCCCCACACUCCUUAAACCAGAGCUGCUGGAAAAAAUUCGGACCCUGAACUGAGCGGACUGUCCCUGAACUCUCCCUGCUACCUCCCUCCCCGGCACCACCGGCGUGAAGUUGCCCCUUAAAAAAAAUGACUAGCUAUAUGAUUAUUUUUUACCAAUGCUGACAUACUACUGUAUGUCAGUAGCAGUGUUAUAGACGAGGGGCAACUUCACUCUAAUGCGCUUGUUCUGCUGAGUCUCCUCAUACCUGUGUCUCACCUCUGAGGGGAUAAUGUCACACUGCAGUCUGCCUCCUGCUGAAGGAAACAGUAACAGAUGGAGAAAGCAAAAGACGUGUUGUUUUGUUGUUGCAUUCUGAAUGUACAUGCUGUGUAGUAGACAGACUGUGGCAGCAGCUCAUCGUGCAACAGUCAACAUUUCAGGUAUACUUUACACGGCAUGUUCUGACCUUGUUUACCUGUGUCACUAUUUUUUCCAAGUAAACAAUCCACCUGUCUUACACAACUGUCGGAAUAACGGAGUGAACGUCUCUGGCUGCACAGUCAUAUAGAAAGAGUGAAGGAAGUAAGUCAGAUACUACUAAUCGUAUCAAGUGUCUUCGCACAAGACUUAAAAUGCUGUUAGUUUUGUUUGGUGAGGUCAAGGUUGAGUCAAUGUUUUGUCUUUUAACUCAUUGUCACCUGGCCUGAUUUGGUGUAAUGUAACUGACUCUGUCACUGUCAACAUGCGGCAGCUUCUGGUUGCCUGUCUGUCUUCUGCUCUGCAGUGGCCACUCCAUCACACACUUCACAGAGUGUGUCAACUCCUACAGAGUUUUCUGUUUUGUUCAACAGUUAAAACCUAAGUAAUUUAGUUGACAAAUAUGAGUAAGAGCACAAGCCCAAACUAUGUUUUUGGGAUAAUUUGACUUUUCAUUAAAAAAAAAACCCUUUGCAAACAAAUAUUGUUUGGAGCAAAGAGUUGGACUGACAAUAUAGUGGUGACUCUAAUACAAAUAUAUGUUGUAUUAGACCAGUUUUCAGCAUCUUCAGGAUCCAUUAAAACUCUAUAAGACGCAGUAGAUGUUUAAAUGUAAAUGAAACAGUGUGUGGCACAUGUAGCCUUGCCCACAUUAAGUGAAAAGUGGUUUAAUUGUCGAGGCUCGCUGCAGAAGCUUCAUGUAGUCGACUCGCUCUAGCAUGCAGGCAGUCAUUAAUUACAAUUCUGUUAAAACUGGCAGCAUGGACUCCUGUUAUAUUAAUGGUGCUUUUGACUAAUGUAUUUGUUUGUAUCAAACACAUUUGCUCAAGACAAAAAGGGUAUAUAUUUCAAACACAAUAGGAAUAUAUAAAAAAUUAAUAGAAAGUAUGAGCCCAGUGAAUCCAAUGAGAUCAAUGUGAAAUAAACAAAAUGUGUUUUAGAUCCACCCUCCCCACUGAAACAUGAAGGUCAGUACAUUAUAAGUGGUUUUGCUGUAUGUGAAUCCAUUCCAGUUAAAUCUGAAAAAAAGAAAUUAUUCAUUUUAUUUCUUCAACUAGGUGAACGCUAAUUAUGUCGAUUAAUAGUAUUUGUUUUUCUCCUGCUUGUUGUUAGUUAAAAUGACAACAAACUACCUCUGUGCUCAUCUUUCUAAAACAUCCGAAGUAAUGGCAGAAUUAGAUCCAAGUCACAGGGUUGAGUGACAGUUGUAAUCAUCUAAAAGCUGGGGACUAAAAGGAGCUGUUAACCAUACGUUUGAUGCAGAAGUUGUUGCACAUUCCCAGCGUUCACCAGGCAGUCAGACAUCUCUCUCGUUCAGCCUGCCUACCAGUCGCCCACUGGUACCCUGAAGGGUUUAAAUGUAUUGUUGUAACCUUAUAAAAAUGAUUAGUGAGCAGUUGUGAUCUGUCCAAAUGUUCUGUUGCUUUUUAACCUGCCUGUAAUAAAGAUGGCUUGCAUUGCA